Messenger RNA from Labrus bergylta (ballan wrasse), 3437 nucleotides. It is a transcript of the gene tfr2, whose product is annotated as transferrin receptor 2. Lineage: Eukaryota; Metazoa; Chordata; Actinopteri; Labriformes; Labridae. The record is from RefSeq and is a predicted model, not a curated record. Gene Ontology annotation, biological process: endocytic iron import into cell. Gene Ontology annotation, cellular component: external side of plasma membrane.
GGGGUAUUUACUCUCUGUUAAUAAAGUUAAGCAGCUCAAACAAACACUGACCUCUGACCCCUGUGAGGAACCAAUCACAGUGAGCUCAGAGGGUUGUGUUUAUCAGAGACGUCACUGAUGUCAGUGUGUGAUCGGGCUGUGAAGGUUCAUUAAUCUGUGACUGUAUGUGAACAUCACAUCCUCACUAAUGAUGCAUUGUUACUUUUAAUUUGAUGAAAAGGUGAGUAAAGGAUCAUUUUGUUUUGUUCUCUGUAUCCUCAGAUGUUCUUCUAAGGUGCAGACCUCCUAACGAGGAGACAGCGUUGGAUAGUAACACUACUAAUAGUGACAUUAGAAGUUUGAACUUUCCAGCAGCUUGGUAGGAGUGUCGCUGCUUUCUGACUCAAAUGAGUUGGUAAUGCCUUCAGGCCGCCGCUUUCUGAAUGUUUCAUACACUCUGCCAUCAAGCUGUUCAUCCUUGAUAAUAGCCACUAGAAGGAAAACGUCAUGGUUUUAUUUAUUGUCUUCUUGGGUGAUUCACAUUGUGGAUCAUGAUUUAAAUUCUACGUUGAUGAUCUGUCAUUACAUUUUCUGAAUGUAGUCUUUCAACUGUUAUCUGCAGUACAUCCUAGUAUGGCCGCCUAUCUACUCAUCAUUUACUUAUCUACUGUCAUUCUAAAUCUGUGCAGUUUAACCUCACCUGGCCCUCAGGUGUGAUAUACCAUUUUGUCCACACGAGGGCGCCAGUGUUCCAGUGAGCAUCUCUGUUUGUGUAUGAAGGUGUUUCGCUCUGGGUAGACCACAGAAGACAGCAGCAGAACACAGUUUGUGUUUGGCGUCUAUAGCUCGUCACAGUUUUGAUUUGAAUGCAGAAAUUUGAGGAGUGACGGGACGAUGUCUGAAGCUGAGGAGCGCUUUAACUUUUAGUUUUUGGGAUAAGAGGGUGGAGCUUGAGAAUAGUGUAGUGGCUCCGCCCACAUCUUAUGUACAGUCUAUGAUGGCUCAGUCCUGGUUUAAUUUCUCUAACUGUCUGUCUCCUCUGCAGGUCGUCAUGGAUACCAUCAGGACUCGUCUGAGACAGUCAACCUCUGUGUCACUCCAGCGCUCAGUGGGCGUGGCCGAUGAUGAGGAGGCGGCAGGAGCGCAGAGGGUGGAGCUGAGGUUUGUGACACCAGAGGCCGAGGAGGAAAUGGAGGCGGAGCCCAGCAGUGACAUCGAAGCAUUGAUGCUUGGACAUCGCUAUGGAAACCGGAAAACCUGUGUGCUUGUGUGUGCGUGUGGAGUUGUUCUCUUCACUACAGCUUUCCUAUUGGCCUACGCUGUGUUAGGUGGGUUGUGCCCCUGCUCCAAAAUGGGGGGGCAAGGUGAGGAGGAUGAAGAGCCAGGGGGCGGUACAAAGCUCCCUGCAGAGGGAGGGGUGGGGCUUUACCUGGGAGAUCUCAGGGUGAUGAUGAGGAGGCUACUACAAGAUGAAGAUAUCUUCAACACAGUCAGUCGAGUCAGCAGAGCGAAUCAUCCCCCGGGUUCCUCAGAGGGGACGUCUCUGGCCUCAGAGAUUCUGGGACGGUUCAGACAGCUGCAGAUGGAUCAUACCUGGACCGAGUCUCUGUACGCCACGCUGCAGUUCCCUGAUAGGUCUCAGAGGAGCAGUCUGUGGUUAGUGGACUCUUCAGGACAGAUCUCAGAUCAGAUUCCUUUGAACCCGUCAGAUUUCUGUCCAUACAGCGCCACAGGAAGUCCCACGGGGGACGUGGUCUACGCAAACUACGGCCGCCCUCAGGACUUUAAUUGGCUAAAGAGCGCGGGGGUGUCCGUGGUUGGCUGCGUGGUAGUGAUGCGUGUUGGGGGCGGGGUCAGUUUUGCUGAGAAGGUUUGGUUGGCUGAGAGAAACGGAGCGAGUGGAGCUUUGAUCUAUCCAGACCCUGCUGACCUGCCGCAGGACCCUCGACGCCUCGGACUGAACACACACACCGCUGUGUCCGAACAUGUCCACCUGGGACCAGGAGACCCCUUCACCCCCGGCUUCCCCUCCUUUAACCACACUCAGUUCCCGCCCAUCCAGUCCUCCGGUCUGCCCCUCAUCCCAGCUCUGCCAAUCAGUGCCACCAUAGCUGCAAAGCUGCUCAGUCAGCUGACAGGACCGCCCUGUCCUCCGUCUUGGCGUGGCCGGCUGCCGUAUGUACACUGCGUGCUCGGUCCACGGUUCAGCUCGGGACGCAGAGUGAAGAUGGCGGUCCACAACGUGAUGACGCCCGUCCUGCUCAACAACGUCUUCUCCUCCCUGGAGGGCAGAGUGGAGCCAGACCAGUACAUCAUCUUGGGAGCUCAGAGGGACUCGCUCGGACCAGGAGCCGUGAAGUCCGGGGUCGGAACGGCGAUGCUCCUGGAGCUGGCUCGCACCUUCUCCGCCAUGGUGAAGAACGGUUUCAGUCCCAGACGGAGUUUGCUGUUCGUCAGUUGGGAUGCCGGUGAUUUUGGGAACGUGGGAGCGACUGAGUGGCUGGAGGGUUACCUGUCCAUGCUUCACCUGAAGGCCGUGGCCUACUUCAGUCUGGACCAGGCCAUUAUGGGUGACGAUGUCCUGUCCGCCUACAGCAGUCCUCUCCUGCUCGACCUGGUUGAUGCUGCUAUCAGACAGGUGGAGCAUCCUAAACAUGCAGGUCAGACCAUCUACAGCCAGGCAGAGAGAGAGGGAGGAAGCUGGAGGAUCAUGAAGCCUCUGUACCUGAACAGUGGAGCGUACAGCUUCACAGCAUUCGCAGGAGUACCUGCUGUCGAGCUUCGAUUCACCGAGGAGCGAGCGUACCCAUUCAUAAACACGCCGUUUGACAGCGCCUCCCGCCUCCAGGAAGUACUAGGGGGUCGUCUGGGGGUCACAGGGCGACGCUUGGGGGAGCUGGUGGGGGAGAUGGUUCUGCGAUUGGCUCACGACCACAUCUUACCGCUACGCAUCACCUCCUAUGCUCAGACAGUGCUGCAGUUCAGCGCUCAGCUCAACAGACACUCUGCAGAGCUGCAGGCCAGAGGUUUGUCUCCUCAGUGGGUGUUCAGUGCCAGAGGGGAUUACAGCCGAGCAGCCGAGACGCUGCAAAGAGCCAUCGACUACAGCGACAUGCACGACCAGACCACCGCCCGCUCCUACAACACCCGCAUCAUGAGGGUGGAAUACUACUUCCUGUCUCAGUACGUCUCGGCGGUGGAGACGCCCUUCCGUCACGUGAUCCAUGGCCGUGGUGAUCACACCCUGAGCGCGCUCGUCGAACACCUGGCCCUGCUGACCUCUGACCCUGAACGCUUUGACGAGAAGCGCUUCAGACGACAGCUCGCCUUCUUCGUGUGGACACUGCAGGGCGCCGCCAACGCCCUGAACGGAGACGUGUGGAGCAUCCACAACACACACACGUACACACAAUGACACAGUACACCAUUUCUAAUAAUAAAAACAAUAAUAAUGCUGA